Molecule: messenger RNA, 2244 nt
Organism: Topomyia yanbarensis
Lineage: Eukaryota; Metazoa; Arthropoda; Insecta; Diptera; Culicidae
Product: zinc finger protein 623-like
Exons: 3
Coding region: 146-2140 (664 amino acids)
Source: RefSeq, a predicted model, not a curated record
GCAUAGAUGUCAAAUCUUUUCGCAUCGCGUUUCCAUUUUGAGCAUCAUCGGGCUUAGGCAGGCUUGAGAUAGCGUCGAAAUUUUACGAAUUUGUGGUGAGGAUUCGUGUUCUUGUGUUCCGUAAAGUUAUUGACCGUACAGCAGGAUGCCUCCGGAAACGGUUGCGCAGGGUAUCGAGCUGACCGAUCACACCUGCAGGUUGUGUUUAGCGAACGAUCAGGAAAUCAGUCCUAUGGUGGACGCGCUCAGCCAGGAAGAGUUGAAGAAUGUCGUGGAGGGCUUACUAAAGAUCGAUCUCAACGGCUGUGGUCCAUUCCAAAAUGCCUGCUCGAAUUGUGUGGUGAAGGUUCGAUUGAUUGAAAACAUUAGGAAUGAGUUCGACGGUAGCAAUAAGAUAUUUGAUGUUAUGUGGACGCAAUAUAAGCGAAUCCACUACCCAGAGCCGAUUCUGCCGGCCAAGAAAGGAAGACCGAAAAUUGAAAAGAAAAGUCCUCAGGCACAGAAGAUUACGGCCGCGUACAUUAUAGAUGGCAUGGUUAUUGAGAACACCGAAAUAGAGUACGUCCAGGAUGAGGGGGCCGAUUUCUACAUAAAGAGUGAAGGCCACGAUAGUAUCAUCAAGCAGGAAGGAGAGGACGAUUCAAUUAGCGAUGGUGUUCAGGCUGAAGACGACCACCAAACCAUGGAUGAAACGGUCGAGGAAGAGUAUGUCUACGAAGACGUACCGAUGGUGGAUGACAAUCGAAUGCACGAGGAAUAUUUGACAGAUGAACCAAGAGAUGAAUCUAGAAAGGAGAAUAGUGCGGAUGAAAAGGAUGAAUCCUUUAAGGGAACUUUCAUUCAAGAAGAUGCAGGUUAUUACGAUAAGACUAUUCCAUGCUGCUACAUUUGCCUGGAUCGAUUUGAUUGUCCUUCUGAAGUCGUGAUGCAUUUGAAUGAAAUCCAUGCCGACAUGCUUCCUUUCCAUUGUGACAAAUGUUUGGGCUAUUUCGAUACCUUGGAGGAUGUUAACAAACAUUACAUUUCCCAUGUGUAUGAGUUUGUUUGCCUGUACUGUCCAAGACGUUAUUGUUCCGAACAAUAUUUGGCAAAUCACAAUUUGGUUUGCAAGGAUUUUAGCUGUAGUUUGUGUGACGCAACGUUUGAGUUGUCAAGCCACUUGAAGAUCCAUCAACGCCAAGCUCAUGCUGUUGGGCUUAGACAAUCCGGUAGAAAAAAGAAUAUUUGCGACACGUGUGGCAAGGCUUUCAUGCAUGCUUGCAAUUUAUCUCGUCACCUAAAAAAUAAACGAUGCGGAAGAAACAGUAAGCAACAGGUGAUUGUAAAAAAGAGGAAGUUCAAGCCUGAUCCAGAUGCAGUGAUCGAAGAUGAAGUUGAUGAUGAUAGGGAAUUGAAGAUUCGCCCUCCGCUGACCUGUCAGGUGUGUAGCAAGAAACUCGAUAGCAACAGCAGUUUGGCUCGGCAUAUUGAAAAGGAGCACCAAGAUUUCAACAUCCCGCUCUUCUCGUGUAACAUUUGCCCGAAGAAAUUUACUACUUUCGAAAAAUGCAUUCGUCAUCGCGCCUUUCAUAAGAAAUCCAAGAAAUCUCCGAUGCCGAUCAACAAAAAAGAUCCAUCGGAAAAUACAUGCAAGAUUUGCAACAAACAGUUCCGCCUUGAUCACAUGCUACUUAAGCACCUGUCCGAGAUUCACCAGCUUACACUGGAACUGUUCCGUUGCGAUCAGUGUGGCAAAAAGUUCUCCACCGAACCGAAACUACGCAAGCACCAAUAUAACACUCAUCGAGAGAACAAAAACCUUUACGUCUGCUCCCAUUGUGGGCAAAAGUUUGAAAAGAAACUGACACUGAAGGAUCACGAAACCAAACACUUGAACGCACCGGCCUAUCAGUGCGAUAUUUGUCUGAAAACGUUUAUUCACAAGCACAGUCUAGACCGUCACGCAUUGGUGCAUUCGGAUGAGAAGAACUUUGAGUGCGAAUUCUGUCACAAAACGUUCAAGCGAAACACAACGCUGGUCAUUCACAGACGUAUUCACACCGGAGAGAAGCCAUACGAAUGUGUUCCGUGCGGUCAACGGUUCAUUGAUUCCAGCACGCUGAUCAAGCACAGGCAGCGAAUGCAUCCGAAAGCUGAAUAAAGUAGCAGCAGUAAGUCACCAUUAAUACACAAUAUUGGUCUAUUUGGUAAUAACAUUUUAGUUUUCGAAUGUAGACAUACUUACAAUAAAAUGGUUAUUUUGAA